GUUUUCCUCUAAAAUUUGAAUUUUCUCUGGCCAGAUAAGUAUGAAAGCAACCUCAAGUUUGGUGCAAGUAUGUGCAGCUAUAAUGUGGCUGCUGUACCUUUUUUAGCUGUUCACUUCUUCUUUUCUUGGUCGUCUAACUGACCAAAUAACAAUUUUUAAAUUCCUUGUAAUAUUUUAAUUGAUCCUCAUGAGACUGUAAGUGUGAGACUCAUGUUUAUUUAUGUAAUGAGCUUGUUAACCUAUUUCUAAUUCUUGCAUUUUUGAAAACUACAUUGUCCUCUGAUCACGCAGGAAUUUUUUCAGAUUUUUCCGAGCAGUUUUUCCCUCCGAAAACGACUUAUGAAGUUCGAAAUUUUAAAAUGCCGCGUUCGCCCGCGUUUUAGCGGCAUUCCAAAAUGGCGCCGGAAUUACCCCCUGAGAUUUGACCACACAUCGUCGAGGCAUUGUAAAAAGGCUACUCCUGCUCUACCGUUCAACCGAUUGUCCCUUGAGGUUAUGAGGUAGCUGAUAAGGCAAUCAUUUUUGCAUUUUUGUGCGUGUUUGCAAAUCGUCAAGUGAAGUGUUUUUAAAUUGUUGACUGUAAGAAGUGUUACGUGUUCUUAAAUCACAGGUAAAAAAGUUGACAGUGAUUUCGAAAAGGGCACAGAUCAAAAUCUGCCAAAAGUUGAUUCUAUCAUGCUUGCUCAGUUCUUCUCCACACCAUCGUUUUUGUCCCCUGAAAUGAGGAAUUGGAAAACUGUUAGGUAAGUUCGGACCUACUAUAUUUCAACAUGGAAAAUAUUCCAUGUCGAGUAUUGUGGAACCUCAAUCUGAAUGCAAGAAUACAUCAUCUUUUGACACUUGUUAUCAUUGCUUCAAGAUGGUCCUUUUUUAAUACGUCCUCAGUGAUCUUCAAGUGCCGUGACACCGCAUCCGCAGCUCCAAAUUCUUCAACAUUUAGUACACAUUAGUUGAAGGGUCAACAUUUAUCUAUCAACAGAGACUUUAUUAUGUAAUACGUCUGCCAACAUUUACCAUUGAACUAUGGUAAGAGUCCACACCAAAUUAGUUUGUGCACUUUUAGACUGUGACAGAAGAUUGUUUGACGUAAUUUUUUAUUGUUAAGUUAAUUGAAGAAUCUAGACGGUAGAUCUCCUUUCACAGGCUACAAAUGCACAAACUUAGUUGGCAAGAACUCCACUGUGAAGAAUGUCUGAUCACGAAAAGAGAGAAACCCUCUCAAUCAAGAAGAAAAAUUUAUCAUCAGCCUCCUCUGUUUUUAAUUCAUCAGUGCAUGGCUUAGUCAUUUUUAAGCUCAUGUCUCUUGCUAAACAAUAAAAUUGUAUUAUUACAGGUAUUGAACCUGAGACUCACGACCAAUGAUUGUUGCGACAAAUGUCCCUGUCAAGUAGUAUGGGAUAGAUGUAAAUUCUCUAUGUACAGCUAUCUUGAUGAGGACACUUUAGCAUCAAACUCUGGGAAACAUCUACUAUUCAUGAUUUGGUAAACUUUUUGCAAAGCUGCCUCCUUACAAGCCAGCUGUUUUUGACAAUUCAACUGGAAUGGGUCAAGUGAGUUCUCUCUUUCACUAUUUUAGAUGUUACCUAUAUCAUCAGCAAGGUAAUCAGCAUUUCCUGUCAGGUCUGUAACUUAUUAUGGUUGCAAACAUGUGGUAGCGUUUGUUUGCUGGUUGCAUCGACAAAGCGAGACUCCGGCAAGAACACCAGUGGAGUGCUACUGGAGAAAUUCAACUCUGUCUAAAGUUGGCGGCUCCAUGAAAGCGUUGAGAAUUGAGGAAAUUCAUCCACCCUCAACUGUGACGCUGUCGGAGGAGGUGAAAAAUGAAUUUUUCAACGCCUCGAUUGAAGUUUUGAAGAAAUCCAGCCCCUCAAUAUUAAGAAGUCACUGUGAAGAGCAAUCGACGUAUGCCUUGUUCCACCUCAUGCCGAAGUAUGUGCAGACUCCAGAGCCUCACAGCCCUGAUGGUUGCAUUGAAUGUUGUGAAAAUUCCAUGACCGAUGCUGAAUGUGAGGCUUUGGUGGCUGCAUCUGCUGGGCAGUCGAAAUCAAGCCUCUGGUGUGAAGUGAGACAAGGUAGAGUCACAGGCUCAAAUAUUCAUCAAGCUUCAAGAAGUUCAGGAGGCAUCAGCCUUGUAAAUCUGAUUCUAGGCGCGGUCCCUUUCAAGGAAACCAAGGCCAUGAAAAGGGGCAGUGACCUAGAACCAAUAGUUUUGAACGCCGUUCAAAAAAUAUUUAAAAAUGAAAAAAUGAGUAGAGGAGGAGUGAUUUUAAAAAGGAAGCACCCAAUAUUUGGUGCUUCUCCAGAUGCCUAUCUAGGAAAGUAUAUUGUCGAAGUAAAGUGUCCUAUGUCCAAAAAAACUUAUAAAAGGUACUUUGAUAAGUCCGGAGAAAAACCAACCAAGAAAUCUAGGGGUCAGAUGCAGUUACAAAUGUUCAUGUCUGAUCUUAGGGAAACAUUGUUCUGCGUGGCUUACCCCUCCUUCAGUAAAAGUAAUAAUAGUCCUCGACUUGUGAAAAUUGUGAGGGAACAAUUUGAUCAAAUUUUUUGUGACAACAUGAUGUCUCUGGCCAGAAAAUUUUGGGAUGCUCACAUUUACCCAAGACUGUAUGCUGCAGUAAAAAUGUGAAGUAGGUAGUCCAAGUUAUUUCUGGUCGACAGGUUUUUUAAUUGCCUUUUUCUUGACUACCACCAACGAAUGGUACAUGUUCCGUUUUGACAAGUGGGACCAAAAUGUACCAGGUGUAUUUCUGUAUUAGUACAGAUGAGUGCAGACAACGUAAGGUAUUAGGUGUUCCAUCACAUGCUUAUUCCUUGUAAGCUCAUGUUCCAUAUUUUAGUCAUAAACAGAAAAUGAGUUUUUUCUGGACUCCUUAUUGCAAACUUCCUGCUCACCAAAAAAUCUGAAUUCACUAAAGCAGCUAACUACAUUGCGAUCAGUACAUUUUGCUAUUAAAUUAUUUUCUCAGCAUACUAAGUUUUUCUUAUCAAUUUUUGAAGUGCAGCGUGGCAAAGGAGGUAGGCAAUGGAUUUGAAACACAGAUAAAGUUAUUUGCAGGUUGGUUUUCAAUUAUAAUGAUUUUUUCAGGAGCAGGAAGUUUGAAUUUUCUGAUUUUAAUUUAAACUAAAGAUGAUAUUUCUGUAUUAAAUUAUUUACAUUCAUUUGAACUUUUUAAGCACGUGAAACUUCAAUGAGGAAGUUACAUUCCUCUGACCUAAUUUUUAUCUCAUAUAGAAAUCCGCUGUAAGUCUAAGAAGUUCCUGCAAUUUGCAUAGUAAAGUCUCCUUCAUUUUAGGAAGUUACUGAGUUUUUAAAAAAAAUUGGUUUCUAGGAUAACAAAAAAUAUGACGGAUGCAUUGCAAUUUUUUUAUUGGCAAGAUACGCAUAUUUGCCCUCAAAGGGCGGGUGUACAGAAUAUUUCUGAAAGAAAUUAAAGGAGAGUUUAAAAGCUUCUUUAUGGAGAAACUCUUUCAUCUUACUCGAGAGGCCUUGAAUUUUCAAAAAUUGAGAGAACAAAUAUGUAGCAUAAGUAUCAAUGAAAAAUUAAAAAAUGACAAUCACAGUAACAAUUUCAUAACUGAAGUUUCUUACCUCUUACGAGAUCAUUUUAGACAUACACAAUUUGUUGAAAAAAAUUGGUUCCAUUUUAAAAGAAAACUUAUGCUGCUUUGCUAGCAGAAAAUGUUUGCAUCACACACUAAAACAGAUAUUGACUAGACAAAAUUGAAAACAAGUGAAACGGUAAAACUAUUGUACAUUAAAUAUAAUGCAAGGAUGCAACUUCUUAAAAAGAAUUAAAAUGGAUAUCUUGUAACACUCAUUUUAUUCAAGGAUGCAACUUCUUCAAAAAAAUGAAAAUGGAUAUUUUCUGACACUCAUUUUAUUGAUGAAACUUAAAAUUCCAUCAACCAUCUGUUUACUAUAAACCUUCUAAAAAUUGAAAGCACUUCGUAAGUCAAAAUUAAAAUAUUAUAUGGCUUCAAUGUGGUUCCUUCAUCAUAUAAAUACAAUAUUAAUUUAUCUUUUUACAUGAAAUAUGCCAUUUAAGCCGACACAUUGUACAUGAUGAUAUUUCUGACCAGACAGUCUUAAAGACUAUGCAUGUUUAAAAAAUUGCUGACAGCUAUGAGAAAUUUUGUUUUUAACUACAAUUAAACUAUUAGAGGGAAAACAUGAAACACCAAAUUGACAAUUUUUAGUAAAAAAAAACAGACUGUAAAUUGUGUCUGACAGAACUUGCAAUGCUUGGCUCAAAAAGGAGGCUGAAUUGGUCUUAAAACUGCGAGUUUUACAAAUGAGACCAGUUCAACUUAGGACUGUAAAUAAUUCGGUGACUGAAAACUUAUACUUCCAAUUAGAACGAACCCUUUAAAUGAUCAUGCAGAUUUUUUUGGAGUUUCAGCUAAAGUUCUAAUGCGACAAGAUAAAAACACUAAAAAUGUGGCGUGAAUACUGUGAACAACAAGAUUGUAGAAAAGUGCUUGGUUCAUGCUGUUCUGCAAGGAAUUUGAUGUCAAUAAAUCCAAAAAUUAGCAUUGAAUUUCAAAAAAUGAACUUCAAUGAGUUUCAGUGCACGGCUAAAAGGGGAGAGUGUUAAGCUCAGGCAGAUGUAGUGAUAUAAUACUCCAAUACAUCUGCCUGAACAUCACACUUCCCCCUCAGUCUUGCACAAGAACUCAUUAGAGUUCAUUUUGUGACUUUAAUGCCAGUUUCCUUGGUUUUGGCUUUGAUUUCCUGACAGAAUGGGGUGGACGCAGCAUUACUCUACCAGCUCCUUUUAGGAAUAAUCGAACAAAUUGAGAAUGUUGAGACCUUCAUAAACCCUCUAUGGCAUAAUGUUACUAAGUCGUAACAACCCGUUUCUUGGUUCUUUAAAAAUUGAAUUAAAUCUCCGUGACAUAAUAUUACCAAGUGUUUAAAAAAAAAAAAUUAUUACCAAAAUUUUGUAAUUUUUGUGGAAAAAUUUGAGACUAUGUCUUUACGAAAGCUUUAGGAGAGAUUUGUGUCCUCCAGAAUCCAAAACCUAAAAUUGAUUUAUGCCAUAGAGGGUUGACUGCUUUGAGAUUUCUAAUGUAAAACUUCUGACUACCAAGAAGCACAGAUUGUAAGCAAGGUGAUUUGAUGGACGCCAUAUUUUGUGUCAGAACAACGUGCAAUGAAUUGGAUCCACUGGUUCUAUGUUUUCGGCUACUUGUAAUUUUUCUCAAAUUUUGAAAUUGUUUUUCUGUUGUUACAGGACUAAAGAAUUCACUUACCAAAUUUAACGAGCAAGUUCAUCCUGAUGAAGGCAAGGUUUUUUUUAGAGGAGAAAUGUCACAUUCGAUACUGAUAUCGAAACAACACUCGAAUGCAAUAUUUUUCCUCUAACAAAACCCUGCCUUCAUUACAAUGACUUCCCUUGUUAAGUUUGGUAAGUAAAUUUUUUAAUCUCGUGAUAACAGAAAUGUCAUGUCAAAAUUGGAGAAAA
Messenger RNA from Bemisia tabaci, 5465 nucleotides. Lineage: Eukaryota; Metazoa; Arthropoda; Insecta; Hemiptera; Aleyrodidae. The record is from RefSeq and is a predicted model, not a curated record.